Molecule: messenger RNA, 2626 nt
Organism: Tuber aestivum (summer truffle)
Lineage: Eukaryota; Fungi; Ascomycota; Pezizomycetes; Pezizales; Tuberaceae
Source: the annotation of a GenBank genome assembly
CUUCUGCACUCGCCCGGCCGAGGUUGUUCAAUUUUGAUAAUUUUUGGUCUUCCCACAAACGUAUAAAAUCCUUCUGUGGUUCUGACGGGUUUUCCCACUCCAAGAUUUAUUUCCUGCUUUCCCACUGAUUCCGAAAGGAAACACCCCCAGGUUCAACCCUCUAUCCUCACCAUCCUCAUUGAUCGCAAUGUUCCUGUCACUCCUCGGCUGGGCUGUAUACAGCCUCGUUCAACACAAACUCUGUUCCCUCGCUGCCAUCCUCAUCCUAACGCUUGCUUACUGGACACGCGCAUACCUGAAAAGUCCCUUCCGUGCCCAGCAGAUCCCUGGCCCAUUUCUGGGCAAGUUCACGAAUGCCUAUCGCUGGUACUAUAUCAUGCGUCACACCUGGCAUAGGGACUUGAUGGACCUGCACAAGAAGUAUGGCCCAAUCGUGUGGAUUGCGCCGAAUGAAAUCUCGGUCUCGGAUCCUAGUCUCAGGAAUGUGAUCUACGGCUUUCAAAAUCAUAAGAAGGACUUUACCUUCUUCAGAAAAUCGCCCUCGUACGAGACCGGAUCUAUCAAUCAGGAUUUUAGCUUUAUUUUCGAGCAAGAUCCUGAGAGGGCUCGGCUGGGAAAGUAUCAUAUGUCCCAUUUUUACUCGGAACAGGGGUUGCUGAAUCUUGAGGAAAAUUUUGAUAAGGUUUUCUUUCCUCCCCUUUUCUCUCUCCUGAUUGGUUGGGAUCUUUUAUGUUGACUCUUGCGGAAAGGCCGUGGAUGAAUUGAUUGAAGGUCUUGACAAACAUCACGUAAAGACCGGGACUCCUUGCAAGAUGGUUGAUUGGGCAGAGUUUUUCGCCUUGGACCUGGUUGCACAGAUCACGGCGGACCAAUCUGCGGGAUUUUGCCUUGCCGGUAAAGAUGUCAAUGACACGGCUUACGGAACGAGGGUUAUCAUCAAGACUGUCGGUUCUCUUAUGCCGUUGCCAUGGGUAUUGACGGCUACUUCCCGUGCCAUCCGUCAGACUCUUUUGCUCAGGUUUUUGAUCAAUCUUUACCGCAAUGUGUUGCUCUUGCCGACUUUUGCCUUCGAUACUGGGGCCGUGAGUGCUCUUCAUGAUAUUGGGUUGAGGAAUAAUGACUAACCGUUAGUGGUUAGGCGGAUCUUAUAUCCCUUAAAGACAGGAAUCCCAAACACCUAUUGGCCAAGUUUUAUAAUGCGCAGAGCAAUAUGAGGGAGCAUUAUCCUAAUGGCAACCAAGCCGAGGGCACGACCAUUCAAAUCUUCAACUUGAUGUAUGCGAUCUGUCUCCUCCACGUUCAGUCUUUCACAAAACUAACGGCCAUCCCACAGUGCUGGUGCAGUGGGCGUGGUCCCGCAUACCCAAGUGAAGUUAAUCCAUGAACUUACCCUUCACCCGGAAGUCCUACAAAAAAUUCGCGAGGAGCUCCAAACAACAGGCGACACUUUUCGCCUUGAAGACUACCUUCCCUACAACAACCGCCAAAACAAGUACCCGAUCUUCGAAUCUGCUGUGCGCGAAGCUGUCCGUCUCUGGCCCGCCGUCGCCUUCUCCCUGUCCCGCGUGGUCCCCCCAUCUGGCUGCCAACUCCAUCAGUACCACAUCCCGCCGGGUUAUAACGUUGGCAUGGCUGCUUACCAGGUUAACUACGACGAGGGUUACUUUGGCUCGGACGUAGCUCAGUUCCGCCCGGAGCGCUGGUUGGAAGACCAUCCAACCCAGAUGCUCGGAGGUGAAAAGCGCAGUAUGAAGAACUACAUCGAAGCCGGCUGGCUCACUUUUGGCUCUGGCGGGAGAGUGUGCAUUGGGAGACAUCUCGCCAUGUUCAUGAUGAUGAAGUUCACUGCUGCUGUGGUUCGCGAGUUUGAUAUUCGUGUUGUCAAGCAACCGGUGGAGUAUCAUACGCUUAUGACUGAGAUGCUGGGAAUGGAGGUCUUGCUUAGCAGGAAGCGUGCUGUUUGAGCUAGUCAGCAUGAUAGGUAAAUAGGGUGUACGUAUGGUAGAUGGAUGGUUGAUGGCUAAUGUGUAUUUCUUUCUCUCUCAUGGGGUUUCGGGUCCACUCUCAUUUUCUUUCUCUAUAUUAUUAGAGGGUGGGUUUUGUGUUUGUUCGUUGCACUGGGCAUGGGGAGUUCUGCUUCCUUUUUUUAUAUUUCGUUUUUAUUAUUAUUGUCUAUCCACCCAUAUACUUGUCUGUCCUUGAACAGCGCUGGAGGAGCCGGGUGGGAAUUGUAUAUGCUUUUUUUACAUUCUCUUUGGAUAUAUUACACUCGCUUCUUCGCUGCUGCAUUACCUCGCCCCUCACAGGCAUAGUGCCACAUCAUAACUCUGAGACCCAAGUCACUCGAUAAAGCGUUGGGUAGAUAUGGGACUCGGCUGCACGCAGGAUGCAGAACGAGUGGGGUUUAUCGUGGCAAAGCAAAGCCAAGGGAAGGGAUGAAGUACGGCAGGGUAGCUAGGUGGACAACGGACGAAUUAGACGAGUGAUAUUACGUGAUUGUGCUUAUGUUGGGGGAUCAAACGAAAAGGCCAAUGCUUUUCUCACAUGCUGAGUGCUGGGGUGGUAGAUUCUACGUUGAUUGGUGAAGGGAAAUUAUCCAAAUGAAAUAAGACAGAACAUUCGAUAC